Molecule: messenger RNA, 1746 nt
Organism: Triticum aestivum (bread wheat)
Lineage: Eukaryota; Viridiplantae; Streptophyta; Magnoliopsida; Poales; Poaceae
Exons: 3
Coding region: 594-1061 (155 amino acids)
Source: RefSeq, a predicted model, not a curated record
GCAGAUGGCCCGAUCAUUGCUUGGUCACAAAUUUGCCACCCAACCUAACCCCUCAAAAUUGGCUCUAGACAUUUGGGCUAUCGGGCAUCCCCACACCCAACCCGUAUGUGGGAUGGCUAUGGAGCGGCCGGACAUGUCCGCCAUGUCGGGUCGAUGGGAGGGCCUGCACCAAAACCCAUCGGUCUAAUGGGUUUUUUUUUGGUUCGAUGAGGACGCAUUCAUGGCGCCUCUCCAGCGUGCCACCCGAGGGACCAAAUCAGGCUAUUUAAUCCAAAUAACAUGAUGCAUUGCAACUGAUUAUUUCACAUCAUCUAGAAGGUCCUAGCUACAGUACAAUUCUACACACGCGCCCCUCCCAAAUCUGAUUAUAUAUUUUAGCUCAAAGGGUAUUCUAGUCUUUUCGUCUUGCCAACACACAAAGGAGGUUGGCAGGUUGCUGCUGACAACCAAUCGUCAAUGGGGGCGAAGCGGCCAAGCCGGAGCACGACGCGGCUGUCUCCGGCGGAGAUGAGGCGGUUGACGAGCCACCGGAGACGGAGACUGCCUGAGUAGGUUAGGGUUGAGAGUGCGGGGGCUCGCCGGCGUCGGAGAAGAUGCCGUGGUGCGGGGUGUUUAGAGGGAUGGUCGGGCUGGCGACGCCGGCCGCGGGUGACCGGAAACGGCGGUUGGGCCAGAGCCAGCGCCCACGCCUGGUGGUGGUGGAGACAGGCGGGGAUGGACGGUGGUGGUGGGGUCGGGUGGGCUCGAGGCUCAAGCGCGACAGCGGCUCCAUCUCGCAUCUCAUUCAGAUGUAUGCAGAGUUUAAGUUUCAAGCCAUCAAUGCCAAAAUGGAUGCAGCUGAGGUUCAGUUCACCCCACUGUCUGAAUUAACAGCUUCAAAGCAGAGGUACAGAGUCCGGGUCCGGGUGUGCAUCCCACUGAUGUGGGAAACCUUCAAUCCAAAUCACGACGACGUGGGGGUCAGCCUCGAGAUUUUUCGAUCGACGACAAGGGACAAACCAAGCAAGCCAAUAUACAUCACGCACACAGAUAAAAAUGUGUUUCAAAGAGGGGCUAGUUGAAGGGCAAGUUUAUGAAUUGUCAGAUUCUGAAGUUUAUGAAGUAAAGCGCAGGGAUUUCAUCACCUAUCGUAAUGGCUUGAUGAUGUACGUUGGGGGAUGAGAUAGACGGAGAUGCGGUCCAACCAUUGACCACUGAGGUCUGAAAGAUACCCCUUGGAUCUCACGUUUAAUUAGUUUUAAAUUUACAUAGUCUCCUGGUGUUUGUUAGGAAGCAUCUCCGCUAGUCCUUGAGCUACUCCCAUCCAAGGCAUGGUGGCACAAAACAAUUUCCUUAUCCUGGCAGUGGCAGUAGCUCUCUAUUCUAUUAAUUGGUUGAUUGGUCACAUAUUGCUCCACUUGCUACAUAGCAUAAACAAACCCUAUGCUUUCGUGGAACUAUAACUUUCCGGUGGAUACUACAUUUUUAAGUUGAGAGAUUUAUGAUUGCUUUGAACCAGCGACCAUUCAACUUACAUUCUUUGACCAUCCUUUGCCCCGAGUUGCUUUGUGUGCUGUUUAUUUUGCGAUUAAUAUUACUCCCGGGGGUGGCAUGUCACAUAUUUUCGUCCACUAAAGCACUCAGCGAGUGCAUGCUCAAUCUCAUCACCUGUGCCCACCAAAAGCGCCGAAACUGCUGCUGCUCGGGCCUUCAUGUCGCCCAUGGCUUUGAUUUUUCUUCCCACAUGAGCUCGGCCUUCCUGUUGAG